AUGUGUGUGUGUGUGUUGGUGCCAAACCACAGCACAGAAUAUAUCAAAUCACUGACUGGAAAAGCAAACCGGGAUUCGGUAAGAGGCAAAGCCAAGGGAAGAGAGAGCACCAUCACCACCACCAUCCAUCUUCUUUCGCUUCUUCUCUUCUUUCUUCCUCCCCUUCCCCCCUCUCCACGCACCACCUAUACUGAUACCGACCCAACAACGUAUAACGUAACAAAUUACUAUUGUCGGAUAUGUGUGUUUCGAAAGCUGACUAAAAAAUUGGACAACAAGAACAAGAACAAGAAUUUAUUACUUAUACAAUACUAUAUUUCAAUAUUAAACUUUAUCAACUUAUAUAAUGUUAUAUUAUAUUAUAUUAUAUUAUAUCAAUAUCACAUCAAUAUUAUAUCAAAUAAAAUUAAGUUACUUUGGUACCACUUUAUUAAAACCCUCUUCGUAUUACUCGCUAUACAUUGGUUCGAACAGAAACCUGGUUUAGCAUUAGACACUAUAGAUUUUGAUUUUGAUUUUGAUUUUGAAUUUGAAUUUGAUUCCAAUUACUGCUUCAAAUCAUAUAUUGUUCGACUGUACACUAAUCUGAAUACUAUUUUUUUUACUAGGUCCAAACUGUUGUUGAACAUUGAUUAUUAUAUUAUAGUUUGUAAUUACGAAUAA
Messenger RNA from Vanderwaltozyma polyspora DSM 70294, 663 nucleotides. RefSeq lists its product as uncharacterized. The record is from RefSeq and is a predicted model, not a curated record. The transcript has a single exon. Bases 1 to 663 code for a protein of 220 amino acids. Lineage: Eukaryota; Fungi; Ascomycota; Saccharomycetes; Saccharomycetales; Saccharomycetaceae.